AUGCCGGAAUCAGUGUAUUCACAUAAAUCACUGCCCCGGACACAAGAGCUAAAUUUCGUUUUUCCUUUUUUGAAAACUAUUUCUUCAGAUGCGAUGAGUUUUUUCAUGAUGAUUGCAACUGUCGCAAUGAUGGCAGAGAUUAUACUUGGAAGCCUGGCCAAUGUCUUCAUUGUUCUGGUGAACUUUACUGGCUGCAUCAAGAGAAGCAAAAUCUCCUUAGCUGAUAGAAUUCUCACUGCUCUGGCCAUCUUCAGGUUUGCUUUGCUUUGCAUAAUAUUAAUGAAUUGGUGCUCAACUGUGUUUGAUCCAGUUUUAUUAACUGUACAAGUAAAAUCUUUUAUUUGUUAUGCCUGGGCUAUAACCAACCAUUUUAAUACCUGGCUGGCAACAAUACUCUGCAUACUAUAUUUGCUGAAGAUAGGCAAUUUCUCAAACCUUAUUUUUCUUGGCCUGAAGGAAAAAAUUAAGAGUGUCAUUGUAGUUGUACUUUUGGGGAGUUUGGCAUUUUUGUUUCCCAAUCUUCUGAUGAUGAACACAUGUGGCAAAGUCCAAGCGAAUGAUCACAGUGGCAACUUGACUGGGAAGACAAAACUGGCUUAUAUCUUAAACCGUACAGUUAUGAUGACAUUCACUCUAAACAAUGUCGUUCCCUUCACCAUAUCGAUGAUCUGUUUCCUGCUGUUAAUCUAUUCUCUGUGUAAACACCUUAAGACAAUGAAGCUUUACAGAAGAGGAUGCCACGAUCCAAGCACUAUGGCCCACAUUAAGGCUUUGCAAGCUGUGAUCUCCUUUCUGCUAUUAUUUUCCAUGUUCUUUCUGUCUCUAAUCAUAUCAGGUCACAGCUAUAUGAAGUCUCUGGAUGAGUCAGUCCACCUAAUUUGCCAGGUUAUUGGAACAUUAUAUCCUUCAAGCCAUUCCUACAUACUGAUAUGGGGAAACAGGAAGUUCAAACAGGCCUUAGUGUUGACAAUGGUGCAGGUGAAAACAAACUUCUGGCUGAAAGAACCGAAACAUUAA
Myodes glareolus (Bank vole) is the source of this 1017-nucleotide messenger RNA. Its product is annotated as taste receptor type 2 member 136-like. Lineage: Eukaryota; Metazoa; Chordata; Mammalia; Rodentia; Cricetidae. Gene Ontology annotation, molecular function: G protein-coupled receptor activity; bitter taste receptor activity. The record is from RefSeq and is a predicted model, not a curated record. Gene Ontology annotation, biological process: sensory perception of taste; detection of chemical stimulus involved in sensory perception of bitter taste; G protein-coupled receptor signaling pathway. Gene Ontology annotation, cellular component: membrane.